CGUUGGUGCUGUCUAAUCUAACGAUGGCGUCCACAGAUCAGUCCCUCUUGGACUUAACAGAUAAGGAAACCCGGGAGAAACUGUCGCUAUGGGACCGCCGUACCGAUGCCACGGCUCCCCUCACGGAGAAACAGAUGGACUCCGUCCUGGAGAUCCGAGCCGCGGCCGAAAAGCUCUCUGUGCCCUCUGAGCUACCCAUUGAGGACUUGUGUAGCCUGUCGUCUAGAUCCUUGCAGUCCCCUUUCACUGCGACUGUUCCCGAUUCAACAGAAGACAUCCUACUCAAAGGAUUUCAGAUGCUCAACAUGGAAAACAAUAGAAUAGAAACUGCACAACAGUUUUUUGCCUGGUUUGCCAAGCUGCAGGCAAACAUGGACCAGGACGAGAAUGCAAAAUACAGGAAAACCAGAGAUGAUCUAAACUGCUACCAGGAUCACUGUGAUGUUAUACUAAAAGAUGUCAACACAGCUCUUGAGCACUUGGAUUCCCUUCAGAAACAGUACCUGUUUGUGUCCAGUAAGACUGGCGCCCUACAUGAGGCCUGUGAACAGCUUCUUAAAGAACAGGCAGAACUUGUUGACCUGGCAGAAAGCAUACAGCAGAAACUGUCAUAUUUUAAUGAGUUAGAAAACAUAAACACGAAACUGAACUCACCAACCUUGUCUGUAAAUAGUGAAGGUUUUAUACCAAUGCUGUCUAAGUUGGAUGACUGCAUUGAAUACGUUUCAUCACAUCCAAAUUUCAAGGACUAUCCUGUUUAUUUGGCCAAAUUUAAACAAUGUCUCUCUAAAGCUAUGCACUUCAUGAAGAUUCACAUUGUAAACACUAUGCAAAACCUCACAAGCCAGUUAACAAAAAGGGAUCCAAUGGGUUUAACUAAUGCAGACAAUGCCUUUACCCUUUACUAUGUAAAGUUCAGAGCAGCUUCACCCAAAGUUCGGUCAUUGAUUGAACAGAUAGAGCAGCGAGCAGAGAAGAUUCCAGAAUACCAUCAGCUUCUUGAUGAAGUUCAUCAGUGUUAUCUUGAUCAAAGAGAGCAGCUCUUAAGUCCCUGCAUUACAUCCACCAUUACUGACUUGACCAGCCAGAACAGCAAAGACCACUGUGCUUUGGUUCGCAGUGGCUGUGCCUUUAUGGUUCACGUGUGUCAGGAUGAACACCAGCUGUACAAUGAGUUCUUCUCCAAACCUACACCUAAACUAGAUGAGCUGCUGGAGAAGCUGUGUUUGUCCCUGUAUGAUGUCCUUCGGCCUCUGAUAAUUCACAUCAUCCACCUGGAAACCCUGUCUGAGCUCUGUAGCAUCCUCAAGAAUGAGAUGUUGGAAGAUCAUGUUCAAAAUAAUGCUGCUCAGCUGGGGGCCUUUGAUGCCGUUGUGAAGCAGAUGCUGGAGGACGUUCAGGAGAGGCUGGUCUAUAGGACUCACAUUUAUAUCCAGACCGAUAUCAUAGGCUACAAACCAGCUCCAGGGGAUCUGGCUUACCCUGAAAAACUGGAGAUGAUGGAGAAAAUUGCUCAGAGCUUGAAGGAAGAGCAGAUGAAGCAGAUGUCACAGGAGUCCGUUUUUUCUGAUGUACAGCUUGACGAUUCUAGUGGAAGAAGAAACAGCAGCGCUGGCAAAGUAGAAGCAUCUCGCCUCCAGACAUCCGUCUCUCCUGCAGAUCUGCAUGGCAUGUGGUACCCUACUGUCAGACGAACACUGGUUUGUCUGUCCAAGCUCUACAGAUGUAUUGAUAAAGCAGUCUUCCAGGGUUUAUCUCAAGAAGCCUUAUCUGCCUGCAUCCAGUCCCUGCUUAAAGCUUCUGAUAUCAUCCUUAAAAACAAGACACAAAUAGAUGGGCAACUUUUCCUGAUCAAGCACCUGCUGAUAAUGCGUGAACAGAUUGCCCCAUUUCACACCGAUUUUGCCAUCAAGGAAAUCUCACUGGACCUGAAAAAAACGCGAGAUGCUGCCUUCAAAAUCCUGAACCCUAAGGCUGUUCCCAAAUUCUUCCGACUUAACAGUCACAACGCCAUACUUGAAUUCCUGUUGGAGGGAACACCAGAGAUAAAGGAGCACUACAUUGACUCUAAGAAGGAUGUGGACCGACACCUGAAGUUCAGCUGUGAGCAGUUUAUUCAGCAGCAGACUCAGAUCUUUGUGGGGAACCUUGAGGAGUUUCUCACCAAGGUUGCAGCUCUUAAAACUAUGGCUAUCCAAGGUGGUCCCACGUACAGUCUGUCUCAGCAACCUUGGGCACAGCCAGCAAAGAUCAACGAUAUAGUGAUGGCUACCUACCGUGUGAUGAAGAGCAAGCUGCCAAGCACUUUACAGAGCAUGUCCUUGUACUUGGCCAAUAGAGACACAGAGUUCAUCCUUUUCAAGCCUGUCCGGAAUAACAUCCAGCAGGUAUUCCAAAGACUGCACGCUUUGCUUCAGGAGGAAUACAGUGGAGAAGACCUUCAAAUCAUUGCAUGUCCAUCUAUGGAGCAGAUUAACCUGCUGCUGUCUGUGAAUAAGUAAUGUGGGGUGUAAGGAUGCUGAUUUAACUGCCUCUGGAUAGUGAUGGGCUGCUCCAGCGCCGGCCAUGACCAGGAGCUUUGAGGUUGAGUGGGCGAGAUGACCAGAAGACUGCACCUGAGCUGCAUGCUGGAGCAGGAGAACUGAACCAACAGCAAAAAAAAAAAGAAAAAUCAGCACAGGGCCAAAGAAUUUCCUAUAGAAACUCAAGUAUGAAGGGGGUUCAGGUGAAGUCUACACACAAACUGGGAAGUGGAGAUUAUCCUCUGGGGUACUGAGUUGAUCAUUUUGUUUGACUAAAAUUAAAUGUGGUGUUGGGGGUUUUAAGGUUGCUUUGCUGUACAACAAAUCCAUUUUGAAAAGGGCGGAUUUGUGAUUACAGUUGCAUCUCUCUGUACACCAAAUCGAAUUUGCACACUCUGUGAUGGUGGGGUGCAGGCAGCGGCGCUUCAGGUGCACAAAUGGAGCCACUAAGCAGUCGCUCAUCAGCGCAGGUAGCUAACAGCCAGUAAAAGGGGCUCACAUUCAGAGCUCCCUUGAGUGGUUUGGAAGGGUAAGAGAAAAAUGCUGCAAAAUGUUUUAUUCAUCUAUUUUAAACUGUAAGAGUCUUUGUAACACGGUUAACAGAAAUAUGAUGACCUGUAGUACGUGUGUCUCAGAUCCAACAAAGUUUUCCCCUCUAAUCAACGGAAAAUCCAAGCAGCUGUUUUUUCACCUCCUUACAAAUUGUUUUCUUAUUUCUAUUGCAAGUGUGUAAAGACAAUGGAAUGUUAUGUUUUAUACUUUUUCCUUUUAUAACUAAGUUUAUUAAAACAAAUAUACUUCUACUCUAUCACAAUAAUAGACUGUUGGGAGCUGUGCCCUGUACAUGACUUGUGGGUAUGUUUCCUGCAAAGUAACAAAAGUAAUAGGACGUUAUACAUGUAACUUUUGCGUUGCUCUGUCCCAUGUAAAAUGAUGUGUACAGUUAUUAUAUUUAAGGACAUUCUGAUUUACAAAAAAAAAAGUUGAUGAUCUUCGGCUUGUUCUAUAAAGCUCUUUGUCACUGAAUUCAAAUUCGGAGCACACUGCAGCUUUAGUCACUUCAAACAAAUGAGAAACUGCCAUUCAAGGACAUCAUCGGCUUUAGGGGGUCUUCUUGGCAGACCGUUGCUGUUUCACUGGCAGCUGCCGUCUUUCCAUCUGAGAGAUGAAGCUUUGCUGGGGCUUGACCUUCCAUGGACUGACAGGCUUUUGAUAGGUGAUGAGGGACUGGAUGUUCUGGAGCAGGACAUUGAUCUCUGCACUCUUCUGCUGCAGAUACCUCUGAAGCAUGUCAGGCUCUGGCAGCAUUAGACCUUUGCCUUGAUUCAGCUGCGACAGCAAGGCAGUAGAAAGGAGAAUCAAUGCUUUGGUCUAAAAUUAGGUUUGCUCUUCGUAUCUUGUAUUCCUGCAAUUCCUAAAAAAUUAUAAUAAUAACACAAGCCACAGUAACUUACUUUCAGGUUUGUCCAAACUUUACACUGACUUUAUCAGUGUUUUGGAUUGAAUGCAGUUGUGUCGGGCAGAAGUGCUGUCACUGAAACACUACAUGAUGCUUAUUGUCAAGACAGCUCCGGUGUUUUGCUUUUGUUUUGUUUUCCUUAAAUUUUUUUGAGUUACUACAGUACGUGCCUCCACAUGAAGUCAGAUUUACCCUUAUAAAGAGAAGCAGCGGCUGAACAAUAAACCCCUCAGGGGUCUUACUGUCUCUUCCAGAUCGUUUGUCAUUUCCUUCUGCUGCCAAGUUUGUCAAUAAUUGAACAGUGAAACUUGAAAUUCUUCAACAGAAACAUGCUGAGAACAAAACAGAAUUUAAUUAUAAAGUAA
Molecule: messenger RNA, 4346 nt
Organism: Pelmatolapia mariae (spotted tilapia)
Lineage: Eukaryota; Metazoa; Chordata; Actinopteri; Cichliformes; Cichlidae
Gene: cog3
Product: component of oligomeric golgi complex 3
Exons: 23
Coding region: 24-2501 (825 amino acids)
Biological process (GO): intracellular protein transport; Golgi organization; intra-Golgi vesicle-mediated transport
Cellular component (GO): membrane; COG complex; cis-Golgi network
Source: RefSeq, a predicted model, not a curated record